Messenger RNA from Miniopterus natalensis, 6065 nucleotides. The record is from RefSeq and is a predicted model, not a curated record. Lineage: Eukaryota; Metazoa; Chordata; Mammalia; Chiroptera; Miniopteridae.
GGCAUGCCUGACCGCUCUGUGCUUUCUGUUCUCCUACCCAGAUCACGAUGAGGACCUAGGGCACCUGCCUGUUGACUGUCCCCCUGGCCUGCAGUGACCAUGGCCCCGCGCAAGAGGAGUCGCCAUGGCCUGGGCUUCCUGUGCUGCUUCGGGGGCGGCGACCUCCCCGAGAUCAACCUCCGGGAGAGCAGCCCCCUGCAGUACAUGGAGUUCUCCGGUCCGAUCCCCAACCCGGAGGAGCUCAACGUCCGCUUCGCAGAGCUGGUGGAUGAAUUGGAUCUCACCGACAAAAACCGGGAGGCUGUGUUCGCGCUGCCCCCUGAGAAGAAAUGGCAGAUCUACUGCAGCAAAAAGAAGGAGCAGGAGGACCCCAACAAGAUGGCAACCAGCUGGCCUGACUAUUACAUUGACCGCAUCAACUCCAUGGCUGCGAUGCAGAGUCUGUACGCGUUUGAUGAGGAGGAGACGGAGCUGAGGAACCAAGUUGUGGAGGCCCUGAAGACGGCCCUGCGGACGCAGCCCAUGAGGUUCGUGACGCGCUUCAUCGAGCUGGACGGCCUGAGCUGCCUGCUGAACUUCCUCCGGAGCAUGGACCACGCCACCUGCGAGAGCCGCAUCCACACCUCGCUCAUCGGUUGCAUCAAGGCCCUGAUGAACAACUCGCAGGGCCGGGCGCACGUGCUGGCGCAGCCCGAGGCCAUCAGCACCAUCGCGCAGAGCCUGCGCACCGAGAACAGCAAGACCAAGGUGGCCGUGCUGGAGAUCCUGGGCGCCGUGUGCCUCGUGCCCGGCGGCCACAAGAAGGUGCUGCAGGCCAUGCUGCACUACCAGGUGUACGCGGCCGAGCGCACGCGCUUCCAGACCCUGCUGAACGAGCUGGACCGAAGUUUGGGCCGGUACCGGGACGAGGUGAAUCUGAAGACAGCCAUCAUGUCCUUUAUCAACGCGGUCCUCAAUGCUGGCGCUGGAGAGGAUAACCUGGAGUUCCGCCUACAUCUGCGGUACGAGUUCCUGAUGCUGGGGAUACAGCCUGUGAUCGACAAGCUCCGGCAGCAUGAGAAUGCCAUCCUGGACAAGCAUUUAGACUUUUUUGAGAUGGUCCGGAAUGAGGAUGACCUGGAGCUAGCCAGGAGGUUUGACAUGGUCCACAUUGACACCAAGAGUGCUUCCCAGAUGUUUGAGCUGAUCCACCGGAAGCUGAAGCACACGGAGGCCUACCCCUGCCUGCUGUCGGUGCUGCACCACUGCCUGCAGAUGCCCUACAAGCGGAACGGUGGCUACCUGCAGCAGUGGCAGCUCCUGGACCGCAUCCUGCAGCAGAUAGUCCUUCAGGACGAGAGGGGCGUGGACCCUGACCUGGCUCCCUUGGAGAACUUCAACGUCAAGAACAUCGUCAACAUGCUCAUCAAUGAGAACGAAGUGAAGCAGUGGCGAGACCAGGCCGAGAAGUUCCGGAAAGAGCACACGGAGCUGGUGAGCAAGCUGGAGAGGAAGGAGCGCGAGUGUGAGACAAAGACGUUGGAGAAGGAAGCGAUGAUGCGGACACUCAACAAGAUGAAGGACAAGCUGGCCCGAGAGUCCCAGGAGCUGCGCCAGGCUCGGGGACAAGUGGCUGAGCUGGUAGCCCAACUCAGCGAAAUCUCAACAGGAUCUGUAUCUUCCCCACCUCCGCCUGGGGGCCCACUUACCUUGUCUUCCUCGAUGACAACCAGUGACCUGCCUCCACCUGCACCCCCUUUACCAUUCGCCUGCUGCCCCCCACCGCCACCACCCCUUCCACCUGGCGGGCCUCCCAUUCCCCCUGGCGCCCCACCUUGCUUCAGCAUGGGCCUGCCCCUCCCUCCAGACCCCUUCCCCAGCAGUGAUGUCUCGCUCAGGAAGAAGUGUGUGCCCCAACCUUCCCACCCGCUGAAGUCCUUCAACUGGGUCAAGCUGAAUGAGGAACGUGUCCCUGGCACCGUAUGGAAUGAGAUUGAUGACAUGCAGAUAUUUCGGAUUCUGGACCUACAGGACUUUGAGAAAAUGUUUUCGGCCUAUCAGAGGCACCAGGAGCUGAUAACUAAUACCUCCCAACAGAAAGAGUUGGGCUCCACUGAGGACAUCUACCUGGCCUCCCGCAAGGUCAAAGAGCUGUCAGUCAUUGACGGCCGGAGGGCACAGAACUGCAUCAUUCUUCUCUCCAAGUUGAAGCUUUCUAACGAGGAGAUCCGGCAGGCCAUCCUGAAGAUGGACGAGCAGGAGGACCUCGCCAAGGAUAUGCUGGAGCAGCUCCUCAAGUUCAUCCCGGAGAAGAGUGACAUUGACCUCCUCGAGGAGCACAAGCACGAGAUCGAGCGGAUGGCCCGAGCGGACCGCUUCCUCUAUGAGAUGAGCAGGAUUGACCACUACCAGCAGCGGCUGCAGGCCCUCUUCUUCAAGAAGAAAUUCCAGGAGCGGCUGGCCGAGGCCAAGCCCAAAGUGGAAGCCAUCCUCCUGGCCUCCCGGGAGCUGAUCCGCAGCCGGCGUCUGAAACAGAUGCUGGAGAUCGUCCUGGCCAUCGGUAACUUCAUGAACAAAGGGCAGCGUGGGGGCGCCUACGGGUUCCGGGUGGCCAGCCUCAACAAGAUUGCCGACACCAAGUCCAGCAUUGACAGGAACAUCUCCCUGCUCCAUUACCUAAUCAUGAUCCUGGAGAAGCACUUCCCCGACAUCCUGAACAUGCCCUCGGAGCUGCAGCAUCUUCCAGAAGCCGCCAAAGUCAACCUGGCGGAGCUGGAGAAAGAGGUGGGCAACCUCAGGAAGGGCCUCAGAGCAGUCGAGGUGGAGCUGGAAUAUCAGAAACGCCAGGCGCGGGAGCCAAGUGACAAGUUUGUCCCAGUCAUGAGUGACUUCAUCACGGUUUCCAGCUUUAGCUUCUCAGAGCUGGAGGACCAGCUUAACGAGGCCAGGGACAAGUUCUCCCAGGCCCUGGUGCACUUUGGGGAGCAGGACAGCAAGAUGCAGCCGGACGAAUUCUUUGGCAUCUUCGACACCUUCCUGCAGGCCUUCUCAGAGGCCAGGCAGGACCUGGAGGCCAUGAGGCGGCGGAAGGAGGAGGAGGAGCGGCGGGCGCGCAUGGAAGCCAUGCUGAAGGAGCAGCGGGAGCGGGAGCGGUGGCAGCGGCAGCGGAAGGUUCACGCGGGCGGCGCCCUGGAGGAGGGAGGCGAGUUUGACGACCUGGUGUCAGCCCUGCGCUCUGGGGAGGUUUUUGACAAGGACUUGUGCAAGCUCAAGCGCAGCCGCAAGCGGUCGGGGAGCCAGGCCCCGGAGGUCACCCGGGAGAGGGCGAUAAACAGGCUAAAUUAUUGACUGGGGGACUGGCCGCAGCAGGCCAGGAGCCAGGGACGGACUGGAGGGGCUGAGUGGAGGCGGCGGGAUGCUUAAAUCACACGGUGCUCAGUGCAGAGCCCGGGGCUGGGUCCCGGGGUGGGGCUGUGAGGCAGGGCCGGGCGUCUCCCACACCUACCUGAAGGGGCUCCCCUCCUCCCCUCUUCCCAUCGCUCUUCCUGCCUCCCCGCCCCCAGGGGCCACUCUCUGAGGCUCACUUGGACAUCCCUGGCAGGCCCGGCUGAAGGGCCCCUGCUCCCCACCUCCAGCAUGGCACCCACAUGCUGGCACAGAUCUAGACUUCUAGAUCCAGACUGGACAGGUCCUUGGGUUGGGUCCAGAUGUCAUGUGCAGCGGGGAGUGUCUGUGGGGUGGCGCCCUGAGAGACAGGGUGAGAGAGACCAGGCUCCCAUCCCUCAAGAGGUGGCUUAGUGGAACACUGACCUGGGAGCCCACUCGCCUCUUGAUGGGAAGGCAAGAAGCGUUCUGUGUUCUAGCCAGAUGUGUUCCGGGGGAAACGAAGCCGGAAGGGUGGCCCAGGGUCCAAGUCAUCAGGACAGAAUAGCAGUGUUUCUUGCACCACAACUCGUUUAAGCCUCUCUUGCAUGUCUUAAGUCUCCCCCUUCUUCCCCACUGCCACCUCCAUCCUAUCUACUAACCCCAAAUCCCAGAGAAAGUACCUUUGGGCUCCCUGGCUAUGGCUCGCUAUCAGGCACUUGAUGCAUCUGAUAAGGGAAGGGUUGCAACCAAGACCCCGCUCACCAGUAUACCUCGUGCCUUGGGCAGAGGGUCCCUGGAACAAAACUCUCCCCCCACCUCUGUUGGCCCAUGGUCUUGAGCUGAGACAAGUGACCUCCCAUGUUGGCCAGGAGUUCCUGACACCCCUCACCAGAGGGCAGCACUUGAAUGCCUAGCCCAGGCCUGAGCUUUCUAGUCCACCACUUCAUGUUACUCAGACCCAGUGACCUCCCCCAUGUCCAGUAUGCAGGAGGCCACCUCAAACCAUGUGUCUGGUCUGGCUGAGGCUGGCCCUGGGUUGUCCUUCCCUGAGAGGGUCCCAAGGGCCAGGGCUGCCCUCUGCAUUUAGAUGCCAUCUCUGAGGUGCCUUCUCCUCUGAGGCGUUCAGACCUGGGCUGGAGCAGGCAGGGAAGCUGGGAGAUGGGGGGGAGGGGGAAGGCAGACUUCCCCGGGGAGUGCACUGCCUGAAAGAGCCAAGGGGGAACGCUGUGGGGGGUCACACCCCUUCAUUGGUACCUGACUGCCAAGGCGCUCAUUCUGGUCCUGCUCACUCCCACCUUCCAGUCUGUCCAUCUUGAGCAGGUGGGUUGAUGGGUGUAUCUAAGCAAAAUGUCCUGUCCUCUAAGAAGGGAGUUGAGGUCAGUCCCACCAAAGCUCUCGUUUUCAGGGCACUUUCUCCCCCUAGACUUGACCUUGUCUUCCGCACCUGCCAGCCUGAACCCCAUCCGGGGGCUCCUCACCCUUCUGUCCCCCUGCCCCUCCCUCCGUGUUUCUGACCUUCCAACCUACUCCUCCGGCUCAGGGUUAUUGCCAGUGGACACACCGGUGGGCUGGGCCCACUCUUCAGCUGCCUGUCUUCUCCCUGCAUCAAAUUCCUGGGGGUGAGACCAGAGUAGCUUCCAGGAAGAACCAAGGUUGGUGAGCCCAGCAUGUGUGUUGGUUCGAGGGCGAGGGAUCUGAGCAAACGCAAAUCUGGCCAGGACAUGUGUGAGGGGGCCAUCCUGGAGCCCAGGUGAGGGCAAGCUGAAGGCUUCCAGGAAGAGGCGCUGCAGAGAGCUGUUUUACCCAUUCACCCCCACCGCAGGAUGCUGGUGUUGGGAUGAUGAGAGGGUUGUGGGUGGGGUCUCUGAACUCCUCCCCCCAACCAGCUGGGGUCAGCCUAACCCACAGGGGAAGGGAACAGGGGAGGGCUCCACUGCUAUGGGGCAGGCAUGUCCAAAUCCUGGCGCGCCCAUCCGCAUGGAGACUGGACGUGCACAUGGAAGACAAGGGAUACGGAAGCUGAUCUAGACACGUGGGAUCCGCAGAAAAGCAGUUUGGCUUCACUGUUUACAGAGGACACAUACUUUGUUCCAGGGCUCUGGCUUCUCACCCCCAAAGAUUUUUCCUUUUCUAUUUAUUAUUUUCAAGAUCUGGCCAGUGGCUUUGCAGACACCACUGGAGCCAGAUCUCUAACAGUGCCUUGGACCACGGACCAUCGUGGCUGACUUGGCAGGAAGGGGCUAGUGCCCGUGGAGAUGGCUGUGCUGGUUCUUGAUACACUACAUGUUUACGCCUGUUUGUUCCCUGGUCUUUUCCAGUGCCCUUCCUGCCACCUUCGGGUGAAUUUCUCCCGCUAAUUUUGUGUCCCAUGUCAAAUCCAAUAACCUAAUGCAACCUGUCCCCUUUCUUAGCAACAGCACCCAUGCCAUCCCGUGAUGGAAAUAAGGUGUGUCUAGGGCAGUGGGAGGAACACAUUCUCCAGGGGGCUAGGAAGGGGCUAGUCUAGGCUUUCCCCGACCCCGACCUAUUUCCACCAACUGGGAGCCGUGGCCAUCUCCCCGACCUCUACCAAGGACACUGUCCUGCCAAGGCUGCUCUCACCAGCUGUCUCAGAGGACAAACGAGGCUAAUGUACGAAAUCGGCAGUGUCCUUUCUACCCGCACCUUUUUUAUAAGAAUAUAUUGUAAUACUAAAAAAUAUUAAAUCCAUACCAUCCCCA